This is a messenger RNA of Drosophila hydei, 1334 nucleotides long. It is a transcript of the gene NC2alpha, whose product is annotated as dr1-associated corepressor homolog. Gene Ontology annotation, biological process: positive regulation of transcription by RNA polymerase II; negative regulation of transcription by RNA polymerase II; transcription by RNA polymerase II. Gene Ontology annotation, cellular component: nucleus; negative cofactor 2 complex. The transcript has 2 exons. Bases 168 to 1223 code for a protein of 351 amino acids. Gene Ontology annotation, molecular function: transcription coactivator activity; protein heterodimerization activity; transcription corepressor activity. The record is from RefSeq and is a predicted model, not a curated record. Lineage: Eukaryota; Metazoa; Arthropoda; Insecta; Diptera; Drosophilidae.
UUGAUAUAUAAUAUAUAUUUCUGGGUGAAUGUUAACUGAAAGAUAUUUUAUGUGAAUUGUUGCCAUUCUCCAAUGCAACUAUUAGGAACUAUUCUUGUGUAAAAACAAGCAAGUAAAAAUUUAAGUCAUAGCAAUCUGAGUUAAAGUUACAUUCGUUGAUAUCAGGAAUGCCAUCAAAAAAGAAAAAGUACAAUGCACGGUUUCCAGCGGGUCGCAUUAAGAAAAUUAUGCAGAGUGAUGAGGAAAUUGGUAAAGUUGCACAAGCGGUUCCUGUUAUCAUAUCACGGACUUUGGAGUUGUUUGUGGAGUCACUUUUAACUAAAACGCUGCGUAUAACAAAUUCACGCAACGCUAAGACUUUAUCUCCAUCCCAUAUGAAACAGUGCAUUAUGUCUGAGCAACGAUUCGAUUUCCUAAAAGAGCUCGUUAAAAACAUACCAGACAUUAGUGUCGCCGAAGAAGCGGCGUUUAAUUACAAUGACGAUGAUGUACAGAGCUCCGAAGAACAAUACCCAGACUCAGAUACACCAUAUGACCUUAGUCUGCCGUCAACAUCACUGCGAGCGUUACCCAAUGGAAACAGUUCUUACGUGCGUUCUGUUAGUUUAAAUGGAGGCGGACAGAAACGAAACUACAAUCCAUCCACACCCUCAGUUAUAGUGCAGACAGCAGCAGCCUUGGCACAGAUUCGGCAUCAUGCUGGACAUUUGCCCACAAAGUUAGCACGGUCUGAAUCAUCGCCUGCGUACACUCCGCGUGGAAAACCCAACGACACCAAUGACCACUACAAUAGAAGAAUACCACAAGACACUGCCAUAGCUCCACCGAUAUGCAACUACGAGUUGCUCAACAAACCUAUAGUUAAAAUCGAUUAUAGCAACGUCCAAAUGACAACGACAAUAUGCCCAACAGACGGCGAUAAUGGCAGCACUUCAAAUGCCAUGCUAAACGUUAAUAUUGCACCCCCGGUUAUAAACAUUGAUCUUACAAAUAUUGUAGCAACUGGUGCGGUACCGUCGCCAACAAAGAUUAGCUAUGGAAUAUUGUCGGCAGAUAAAACCAAUGUGAUUGGAAAUAAUAAUAAUUCAAUCACUAAAUUUGAAUCGUCGGUUAAUUAUAUGGCUGACAAGAGCAAAACUCCAAACAUUCCAAAGGCUACUUCGGCAUCAGCGCCAAUAAGUGGAUCGCUUUUCGAAUUAGAUGAAGAUUACGACAAUAUUUAAGUAGAAUUUUUAUAAAUGCGCUUUUAAAUUAUUACAAUAUUAUGUACAUUAGAUUUAAGCGAGCAAAAUAAUGAUUUGGCAAAUAAAGACCAUGUUGGAUUUUAAGCUCUG